ACAUCGAUCAGUUGUUGAUGAGGAUCCGCGUCGUCUGCUGUUGCCGCAGUAGGGAGCGACCUGUGACUAAACUCUGUCUGCUGUGACUGUCUGUGCGCGCCUCCAGAUAAGUAAAAGAGUUAGAAGUCGUCCUCCGGCAGCCUAACUAACAACCAUGGAGUUCAGAUUCGAUGUGGAAAGGCUCCUUCCUGACGAAAUCACCAGGGUGGACAAUUCGCUCAUUCUCAGGGGCUGGACUUCGGCUACCAGGAACAGGCUCGAAUACCAGGAACUGUACCAGAUCAUCAAUGCCAUUGGCGAGGCCUCCUCCUUUGCACAGGGCCUCAACAAUGUCAUCACAACGUCAGACAAACUGCAGAGCUCUGACCACUUCCUAUACUUGAUGAAGGAGAGGGACGACUCCAUAGGGCAGACUCUUGUUGUUGGCAUGCUCAAGAUUGGCCGCAAGAAGUUGUUCCUUCUUAACGAAGACCAGAGAACAAAGGAGUGUGCUCCUUUAAGCGUCCUAGACUUUUACAUUCAUGAGUCACGCCAACGCAGAGGAUAUGGCAGAAGACUCUUCGAUUACAUGCUUAGGGAGCAAAAUGUGCGGCCAGAGCACAUGGCUGUGGACAAGCCGUCAGAUAAAUUCUUAGCCUUCUUACGCAAGCAUUAUGGCCUCAGUAGGACAAUUCCACAGAUUAACAACUUUGUAAUCUUUGAUUCUUUCUUCCAAGAUCGCCCCAUAACAACAGACGAAGCCGCCAUGACUGUGGUGAGCCGCAGUCCACGCACGGCUUCCCCCGAGCGCAACCAGUCUCCCAGCGGCUCCAGGCGGUCCUCCACCUCAAGCUACUCCCACUCAGCUGGUCGGCCAUCAAACCCAUCAAGGCAGGCCAAUAGCAUGGUUGACAUCCUGCAUGGCCGUCCCGAUCGCCACACUCCCGCAGCCAGGCUGUCUCCACGCUACCAGACCACCCUGGAGUCAGAAGAACAGGGAAGUAAGGAAGCAGUAGGACAGUGGAUGCGAGGGCCGAGGUCAGGAGGCGAAUCUCCGUACUCUCGCACCCCAACUUCCUACUCAGCCUCUCGCACCCCCUCUAACACUGGGUCUCCUCUGCGUACCCCAUGGGGCGGCUCUCCCCCCCGUUCACACCCUCAUACUCCCCCUACCACUUCACAGCCUGGCAGCCGCAAGGACAGUGCGGACAUGGUGGACGGGCACAGAAGCAUGGAGGGGUCCAUUGCUCCCACACCGGCCACGUCCCCUGAGCGUGGUGGCUCCCCCUCCAAGGCUUCGCACGAUGACCAGGAGGAUGAGGGCAGCGUGAUCAACCAGCAGCCAUCCGUGGAAGAGGAUGGCAUUGUCGAGAAAGUGGAUCAGAUGGCAUUAUCAGAAGCUCCAGACCAGUCUCCAGCCAAGUCGCCACAGCUGUGCGGGCUGGUGUCGUUAUGCAAAACAAACCAGUGGAGUGAGAGCGUGACCCGAUCACCAGGGUCUGUGGGUGACCGGGUCCUCUCCCCAAAGGGCUCCACCAUGGCCGGUGUUCUGCGGGAAGAUGAGUCGGUCCAUGGCCACCUGAAGUUCCACCAUCAUGCACUGUGGUAAUCCUCCUGACCCACACCCCUGCCCACACCCCUCACCGCCCCCCACCCCAAAGAAUUAUCUCCCGCCACUGCCAGCCAACAGAGAGGCUCCAUCCCUGUCCCACAAGACCCAUAGCCUCAUAGAAGAAGCCAGGAGGAACCCCUGCCAGAACCUGCUAGUCUUGGGGUCCUGGCAUGCGAAGUUUGCCUGGCUGUUUUGUAUGUGUAUGUACAAGCGGGAUCUUGGUGGCACCCAUAUACCAUCCUCUUCUGUGGACUUGGUGUGUGUGUGAUGUACUCUUUGGUGACCAUACCACAAGGCGAGAGAGAGGCGCGCAGCUACCAUCAGGAAACAUCUAUGCCAGAUUUACAAAGCAUUCCUAAUCACUGGUUGAGACAGCUGAAAGGCCUCCCCUUAGAGGCAGGAGUCUACAUUCCGGCCUACUUAUUUGUUCAUGUAAAGUAGGUGUACUUGAGUUGCAGUGAAUUGGGUCAUUAUUUGUGAUUUGGAUAGAUUUCCUCCCUGUUGAUUGUAUUUAUUUUUUUAUUCCUAAUUUGGUGUAUAUUAUCAUUUUAUGAUAUUUACUCAUUUAAUUUGCAUGAGAAAUUUCGUUUUAGUAGCCCAGUGCUAAGGAUUUAGGAUCAUUACAUGUAAUGAAAAAUAGGAAUUAAAGGUAGCAUUUUUUAAUCGGAAUGAUUGGGAAAAAUCCAGGUUGUGAGGUUAAAGUACAUCAUAAUGUAUUUAAUCUUUCAUUCUUGUUUUAUUGAUAUGUAGAAGGUUCAUAUGAUGCAUAUUGAAAAGCCCUUUUUCUUUUCUUAAAAUAGUAUUUACUGAACGGUAUUUGUAAAAGCUUAACUUUUUAUGUUAGAGGUCUGACUAUGGAGAGUGAUGAAAGCCUCAGUCUGCAUCCAAGAAAACCUAUUCUGGAGACAGCUAGCUUGUCAGGAGAAUCAGUAUUAUAUGAUGGCAAAGUGCAGUUUGUACUGACUUCAAGCUUUACUUAGUACACUAAUAUUUAUAUGAUUCUUUAGCAUGCUUUUGCAGCUGUAUAUUGAAAGAUUUUAAGUACCUAGUAAACAUUUACCCUGCCUUUGACUGGCUCUCAAGGAAUAGCUACCAAAGAUAGUUCUGCUUCAAGUAAUGGAAUUCAAGAUUAAAGCACAGUGCCUAGAUGAGAUGGAGCAUUGGUAAUGACAGCUACUUAGAACAGGGUCCCCACAACUGAUGUAUUGUAUGGUAUAUUGCAGUAGCAAGUAGUGGGCUUGUGAACAGGAAGAGGUAUCCAGCUGAUAUGGUCCUUGCAUUUUAUAUGAGACAAAGAGGCAACCUAAGAUCUUGGUGUUUAUUCUAAAUAGUACUCUAGAACUACAUCCAACAUAUUGCUAGUGUGUCAUUUCGUCAUGGGACAUGAAUAUAUGGUGUGUUUCCUUUCUAACUUAAACAGUUUAUUGUUAGAAAGUUCUAUACCACUUAUACCCAACCAGUAACAUUGGUUAUCGAUACAUGAAUGCAUUUGCAUGUCUUUGUUUAAAUAGGGUCUUCAGGUGGGGAAAAAGACACACCACCUCAGCUCUUAUAUUGUGCCCAAGAUAAUGACACUGUCCAAAAUAACUGCCAUGUUCAGAUACUAGUAAAUUGAUAGAUUGAGUAAUUCUGUGCUACAGCUAAAUGUAAUGUGUACCCAACUGUGGCAUGAAUGUUUUCAGUCAUUCCAAUAGUGUGCAAGGAACAGUUUUUAAAUUUUUUGUUUAAUUUUCUUUGGUUUUGUUGAUUUAUUAUAUUGGGUUGCCUCUGAUAAAUAAAAGAAAACAUCAGUUUAGUUAUGUUGACAAUGGGAUUAGAUUAAAGUGAAUACAGAAAUAACUUGCCUUAAAUUUGCACAUUUUCUACCAUUAAGUAGCAUCAAGUAGGCGCAUCUUUAAUGAACUGGAAACCUCCAGGCUCUGCCUUACAAAGAAUUCACAUACAAACUCAAAAAAAAAAAAAAGAACGUAAAUUUAGCAGCUGACUAGAUUAUCGCCAAGUUUCAGCACCAUCAUUUAUCAUAUAAGAUCACCAUUAGUUAGUGAUGAUUGGAGAUUACAGAUACAUUGAUUGUAAUUAAUACUGCUAGAGUUAGUUGUACCCGCAGACCAGGAAGGCCUUUUCAUAUAUGUGUAAGUUAAGGGUACUCGUGCUUUUUUGUGAUCUGAUGUUUAUCAUAUGGAAAUGUGAUGAUGAUGUGUACAUUCCUUCAUAGCAUCUAAUUUUAGAUUUCAUUCACAGAUAUUUUGUAUAUUGAUGAUAUGCAGUGUUUGAGCAUAUAAUGUAGAAUGUUAUGUGAAUCAUCUGCAUUUACAGAUAAUAGGUAAUAUUUCUGUAGUUGCCAUUGAUUGGCUAUUUAUUAUUUUGUAAAAACAUUUUGUAUCUCAUUCACAUGAUUUUGUACUGAUUACAUCUGGUGCAGAAAUAUGGUUAACUCACAACCAGUCUCUCUUCAGAAUCUUACACUUCAUUUCUUGAACCUUAUAGUAGCACAGAAUCUCGAAGGCAACCCAUUAUUAAUUACAGUUUCUGCAAUUGUUAUAUGUACAAUAUUUAAGAAAAACAUUUUCUGCACUCCAAUGACUAUAAAUGUAAGCUUACCUUUCAGGCAUUUCAUUGAUAGAGUUCAAGUGCAGUUUUGAUCUUCUCUGUUACUUCUCUGUAAAUUUAUCCCAUACUAGCCACACAGGAGAUAUGGAUUUUACAUAUACUAUCUAUAAUUCUAUGUUUAUGAUAUUUAAGGCAGAUAAUUCUUACUUUACCUGUUUGCAGGAAAAAGUUGUUUUUCUUUCAAUAACAUUGAAAACCACAAUUUCCCAUUUAUUCACCUUCACCAUAAUAGUUGUAGGCAAUAUUUUCUUUUCAUAUUCUCUGAAGAGGUUAUUUUGGAGAAUUGACAAUUUCAUUAGCUACGUUUUAUUCAUAUUUAUUCCUUUUUGAAUGCCUAUACAUGUUUUUUAGUAUUUAUUUAAUAUCUAUCCAUGUAAUGUACACAUUCACAGUCCUGAUCUUCCUAUAAUUUCUAGAAGAUGCAGUGGGUAUCAGGAGGAAUGGCAUCAGUUCAGAAUAAGGCCUUAGUUACUUAAGUCACGCUCUCUUCUUUUCUUCAUCCUACUUCUCUCACUCCCUCCCUCUCUCUCUCUCUCUCUCUCUCUCUCUCUCUCCUUCUUCCUUCCUUCUCUCCCCCUUUCUCCCCCCCUCUCUCUUUCUCUUCUCUCCUUCGCUCUCUCUCCUCAUCCCUUUUACUCCUUCCUUCUCUCCUUCUCUCCCUCUCUUUGCCAAGCAAAAGUUACGGAUAUAAAUCCAGCUUCCUGACUCUUCCCUAACGUAUUUUUAACCAUUAGGCCAUUAGAAAAUUUGAAAUUCUUGAGAUUCUUGAAGUUUGCCAAAAUUCUACUAUUUAUUUACAAGACAAAUAGUAACUUAAGUGAAAAGCUGUUUAUGUUUAUUAUGUGUACCGGUGUGACACACUGCUCUAUGUAAAUCACAGUGUUGUGGAUAUGUUACCAGAGCACAAAUUGUUUCAUAUCUAAAUCUCUUCUUCCUUUUCAUAAACAUGUGUAUAUUUUGCUGGAUAAUUUUACUUCUCAUUUCAGAGGUAUUUAAAUGGUGGUGUAUUAUGAAAGCUAUUUUCAUAUGGAUGGAAUUUAGAUUAUUAUUUGAUUUGAUUUUAGAUUUUAUUUUUUAGAUUUUUUUUUUUUUUUUCUUUUUUUAAUCAUGAGAUUAUUGUACAUCUUACUCUUACUCUUAAUAUUGUUUUAGCUAUCUUUCCAUACACCAUAUGUUAAUAGGUCUAUUUGUAUUACUGUACUAUAUAUUGUUGUACAUUGAUGACUUGAGUUUAUUUUAUCUUAGAUAUAUUUAUAUAUUGUUUAUGUUUUUUUGUUUUUUUAUGAACAUUUCUGGAUGCUACAUAUUUGUUUGCACUAAAGAUACCAUAAAUUCAAUGACCAGGUAAUCCAAAUAUUUGCAUUUAUUUUAGAAUUUGGUGCUGUUAAAUCAAAUGAGGAAAAUUAAACAUGAAUGUUUACAAAGAGAGAUGUGACAUAAGAAAGUACGAAUAUUUAACAAAGAAUCUGUAAUGAUAUUAUCAUUGUAGAGACUUUCAUCAUUGUUGAAUGUGUUGACAUUAUGGUCUUUUUACUUCAAGUUAAAACUCUUAAGAAUGGAAUGUACAGUUAUUUUUUAUUGUUUUAAAUGUUUAAAUGUAGUGUCAAGGAAGGAUAAUAUUGUCAUUAUUUAUCAAGAAAUUUAGAAACCAGUGAACACAUUGAUCAGAAACACUUUACAUUAAUGAUCUGUGUUACUCUGUGUAUUUUAGGUAAACCUACAGUAUCUUAAUUUUAUGUGAAAAUGAUCAUUACUUCAAUUUUGAAAAUGGUAACCUGCAAAGAGAAAUAAUCAUCAAUUUGGUCUGUUUGUUUGGGCCACCUCAUCAAGAUCUAUAACUUUAUACAAAAAAUGGAUGUUUGGAUUUCUCUGAUAUUGCAAAUUUGUAUUUUGAGUACAUUCUGUAGCUUUUAGAAUUACUGUUUCAUAUACUGAUUUUUUUUUUCUUUUCUAUUUUGUAAACUGAUUUUGUAACGAUACAGUUGACGUUUUUAUUUAUGUUAAUUAAAGCUUUAAACUCUGAACACUACACUGUUACCAUUGCCAAGUAAUAAAAUUAACAUAUGCAA
Penaeus chinensis is the source of this 6270-nucleotide messenger RNA. RefSeq names its product alpha-tubulin N-acetyltransferase-like. Gene Ontology annotation, biological process: alpha-tubulin acetylation. Gene Ontology annotation, molecular function: tubulin N-acetyltransferase activity. The coding region runs from base 155 to 1588 and encodes 477 amino acids. The record is from RefSeq and is a predicted model, not a curated record. Gene Ontology annotation, cellular component: microtubule. Lineage: Eukaryota; Metazoa; Arthropoda; Malacostraca; Decapoda; Penaeidae. The transcript has 11 exons.